GGUCCAUAAAAACAUUUUUGAUUAUAAUACUCAUUUGUAAAAAUACUGUUACAACACAGUUAUGUCGGGAUGUUCAUCAAGAAAACCUCUUAUCGUGUUAUUAGAGAGCAGAAGACGGCAAUUUAUUUUUACAAUGUUGGUAGCUUCGUGUUCAUUAACGAUUGGUAUGUGUUUGGAGUGGACGUGGUGUUCGACAGACAUAGAAAAGUACCAAUCGAAAAUGUUGAAAGAUCUUCUGUUUCUUGGAGCAAUUACCAGCGCUGGACCUGCGGCAAUUGUAGCGUCAUUGGUUGGUCUUAAAUCGGUACUUGCCAUAGGCAUGGUUAUUACUUUCUGUGGAUCCGUCAUAAUUGUGUAUUCAAUGGGUGUAUUGACGGCACUAUAUACAGGACGUAUCUUGCAAGGCUUUGGCGCUGGAGUCGUGUGUGUUAUCGUACCCAACUUUGUUGCUGAAAUUGCAGAGCCAAAAUUCAGAAGUCUGUUAACUGGUUUCCAUUAUCUACACUUGUUAAUUGGUAUGAUUUUGUCACGUGUCAUAAGAGAAUUCUAUAAUUAUUCAUAUGUGAAUAUGGGAACUGUAGCUAUGGUUGUUGUGAACCUUCUAGCACUGUUAGCUGUCAACGACCCACCUUAUUAUAGGAUGAAGUUUUGUGAAAAGUGGUCUAGUAUUUAUAAUCUUGAUUAUAAUCUACAGAUUCAAGAUUAUUGUCAUACUAAAGUGUUACAUCAUAAUUAUUACAAAAUUUUUAAAAUCGAGGACAACCACUAUUUGUUUUUGUAUUUUACGAAAAAACGAUUUUGGCGACCGCUAUUGAUCAACGUCUGUUUAAUUAGUAUUCAACAAUUUAGUGGUCAAUUUUCUCUAACGUAUAAGCUUCAAUGUCUUUACGGAAUACUAUCUAUAAGUGAAAUAAUACCAACCGUGACUGCAGUCCUACUUCUUCAACUUAUUACAUGUAUUGUAUGUUUAUGCAUCGUCAGUGUUUUGGAAAAGAAAAAUUUAUUAAUCAUUUCGGGAUUUGGAAUGGCAAUAACUUUAUCUUUAAUGAAUGUCACAUACCAUAUAGAAAUUAAAGAUAAAGAUGAACUAUGGUUAACUAGUUUAAUUUUAAUUUAUAUUAUAUUUUAUUCAAUCGGAUAUGGUCCAGUUCCUUGGAUGUUGAUGCCUGAACUAUGCCCAAGAUCAUCGAGAUUGUGGACUUCUGGCAUCACAGUCAGUUUAUACGCUUUCCUGAGUUUAGUCAAUAAUCAAUCAUUUUAUAUUAUCAAUUUUAACAUUAGAUUAGUUUACGGAAUGGACAUUUUCACAAUUGUAAGUUUAAUUGCUGCAUAUGUUGCGUAUUUGUAUGUACCAAAAUUAAAAGACUGUGUUCUAACAUAA
Molecule: messenger RNA, 1381 nt
Organism: Myzus persicae (green peach aphid)
Lineage: Eukaryota; Metazoa; Arthropoda; Insecta; Hemiptera; Aphididae
Product: sugar transporter ERD6-like 6
Exons: 6
Coding region: 62-1381 (439 amino acids)
Biological process (GO): transmembrane transport
Cellular component (GO): membrane
Molecular function (GO): transmembrane transporter activity
Source: RefSeq, a predicted model, not a curated record